Planococcus citri (citrus mealybug) is the source of this 974-nucleotide messenger RNA. Its product is annotated as putative odorant-binding protein A5. The transcript has 7 exons. The record is from RefSeq and is a predicted model, not a curated record. The coding region runs from base 110 to 781 and encodes 223 amino acids. Lineage: Eukaryota; Metazoa; Arthropoda; Insecta; Hemiptera; Pseudococcidae.
AACACUUACCCUUCCGAUACGUGUUAUCAGUCCACAUUAUCCGAGUCAAUGUGAGAGGAAAAUGUAGGUAGGUGACCGAAUUACGCGAAUUUUUCAAUACUGUUGUACGAUGUCUAUGAUUAUUUUACUCGAAUUAUGCGCUAUACUCGUAUUUUUUCCAGACAUCAGCAUAACUAAAAGGAUCAGAACAACGUAUCAAUUCAAAAACCAGGAUAUUGUAAGAAUAUAUAAUGCUAGUCUAUCCGUCCCUUCAGAUGUUCAAAAUUACGUACCUAUUUACGAAGCGAUGACACCCCCUCCUUGGGGCGAGGUUAACAUCUCAGAUAUAUUUUGGAAUAAGACCAUAUCCGAAGAGCCUUUAAUCCCUGCCAGUGAAUUUCAAAAACAACCGCGUUUCACCUGGGAAAGUGACUCGAACAAAUCUUAUUUAUUUUUCUUAUCUCACAUUAAGGUUGAUUUUGAUGUAUGGGGUUACUACCAAUACCAUCAUUGGGUAGUCGGUAAUAUUCCCGGUUGUCAAAUGGACAAAGGAGAAGAAAUAAUCCCAUAUCUUCCACCGAUCGGACAACAUGGACUUUGGCGCCCUAAUUACAGAUUAGUUGUAUUUCAACAACCUGGUUACAUCGAUUUUGAAGAAAAACGUAACAAACCGAAUCGAAUUUUCACCACCGUCGACAAAUUUAUCGCCAAGUAUAAAAUGACUGAUCUUGAUAACCUAGUCGCCUCACGUACAUUUUUCGUAGACGACGAUAAUGGAGCAACAACUCCAAAAGCAGAAUAGUGAGUGAAAAAAAUCAGAAUUUUCAAGAAAUUGGGAAACCCACCGAGACUUUGAAGUUUGAAAUAACUGACAAUUUAAAACGAUGAAUUUUGGUCAAUUAUUGUUACGAUUCCAGAAAGACUUUUAUAAAAAUUAGUUAUAAGGUUUACCAACAUAAUGAAAAAAAUAUAGGGUUUGAAUCAUUUUUUAGAAA